GAUUUAAUCCGACAAAGUGAAUAAAAUUGAUGAACCAAACUACCCCAUCAAACCAUUCUGGUUAUGAGGCAUAUACAAUAAUAUGCAGUGGAGCUAUACAUGUCAUUCCAUUGUGCAAUGAAUGCAAAGUUUCUAUCUACGUUGCAUCAUUAUUAGUAGUUCUUUUAAUUAUACCAACAGUUUUUUUAAAUUUGAUUGCAUUUGUUGUUAUUGUUAAAACAAAAAAGCUGUUUACACCAUCAAAUGUAUUAAUUGCAAGUACUGCAGUAUGUGAUUUUCUAAGUGCCAUUAUUAGCAUGCUCCUUUGGAUUUUAACUUGGUUAUUUGGUCUGCAAAAAAAACAUUACUGCGUAAUAUAUUUAUCUGCUGUGUUUGCUUCUCAUGCUUUGUCUUUUUUAUCGUUUCUACUAGUGAAUAUUAUUUCACUUGACCGAUAUUUAGCUCUGUUUAAACCGUUUUUUUACAAACACCGAGUAAGUGGAAACCUAAUAUACUACGUUCCUAUAAUGGUAGCGUUAUCCUUUGUGGUACUAAUUCUAAACGUAGCAAGUUUUGUAACUCCUGAAAAACAAAUAUUUCAAGAUAUAAUAUUAGUAUCUUUACCACCUUUCAUGCUUCACGGUGUUUAUUCUCAUUUUAAAAUUUUAUAUAAAGUGAAAAAUAUAUCAAGAAAAAAUACGAGAAAACGAAGUAUAAGUAGCUGUUCGCUACCAACGUCCAACAGUGAAAAUAAAAAUAACUUCAUUCUAUCUACAGUUUCUUGUUUGAUUAAUUCAAAUGCAGUAAUAUGUUCUGUUUUUCAUAAAAAAAAAUGUUCUCAUUUUGAGUUACCAAGUGAAAUGAAAAACAGCAAGGAAAAGUUAAAGCAAAUUAACAUAAGUUACUUGACGUUUUUUUUAUUAGCGUCUUUUUACCUCUGCUACACUCCUUAUGUAAUUGUUACGGCUACGCGGAGGAUUAAUCCAAGUAUUAAAAAGGUUCAAUGGAUACAUGUAGCUUUUAUAUGGUCAUACCCAAUGAUAUGUAUAAAAUCGCUAGUAAAUCCUAUUUUAUAUUGUUAUCGAGUCAGAUUAAUCAAGGAACAGGUAAAAAGACAAACUUUAAAAAUUAAAAUA
This is a messenger RNA of Hydra vulgaris (swiftwater hydra), 1115 nucleotides long. Its product is annotated as 5-hydroxytryptamine receptor 1F-like. Gene Ontology annotation, biological process: G protein-coupled receptor signaling pathway. The record is from RefSeq and is a predicted model, not a curated record. NCBI's taxonomy places the organism in Eukaryota, Metazoa, Cnidaria, Hydrozoa, Anthoathecata, Hydridae. Gene Ontology annotation, cellular component: plasma membrane. Gene Ontology annotation, molecular function: G protein-coupled receptor activity.